This is a messenger RNA of Anastrepha ludens (Mexican fruit fly), 6983 nucleotides long. RefSeq names its product zinc finger protein 628. The record is from RefSeq and is a predicted model, not a curated record. Lineage: Eukaryota; Metazoa; Arthropoda; Insecta; Diptera; Tephritidae. The coding region runs from base 708 to 4628 and encodes 1306 amino acids. The transcript is spliced from 9 exons.
AGGUAUGGCAGCGUCCUUAAAACUUGCAUUCGUUGAAAAGUUCGGAUAGAAUAUUUCUCGUUGGAAAAGUCUAAACUUUUAUUUUAUUCCGAUAAGAAAUUUGCUUUAAAAACAACAAAAAGUGGUUGAAGUGCUAAAGUGGGAAGGGAAGAUUUGUGUAAAUAAAAUUGAAGUGCAAAUGUGCAGACUCAAUAGUAAUAAAUGCAGAAGUAAAGUAUAUAUAAAUUUUCUGAAAGUGAAAUGACCAUUUGAGAAGACAAGAACUUGGACUUCGACGACGAAGGUGGUGGCGGCGGCCAUUAAAGAAUUCGUGAGAUGUGUUAAUUCGUUGAGGAAUCAUCGGUUUUCGUUUAAACAAGAGCAACGUCAGCAGAGGGGAGUGGUGUCUGCUAGUGCUGCCAGAUGUAGCAGCGUUGGAUUGAACGAUCGAAUGAAAUCUUAUUGGAUUUUUUCAGUUGUCAUCCGAUUGGAAAUUUUGCGGAUUCAGCUUUUUGCGCGUGCUAGAAUCCAAGCGGAAUUGCACCCAUACAGAAUUAGAAACUUGCAACCUAUAAAUAUAAACAGAUACAUAUGUGCAUAGAUUCUACAAUACCUGUUAAUUGCAAGAUAAAAAAAUAUUAAUAUUUUAAAUCAAUGAAAGUGCUGUACACUUGAAAUACCUUUGAAGAUGUUCGCCAUGCAGAAUUGGAUUGUGUGGUGUUUGGAAAAUGAAUAGUGAACAUGCAACAGCAAAAGCAAAUGCUGGUGAGUCAGCGAAAGCCACAAUUACUGUAGCAACUGCGAAUGAAUUGAAUCGGCAAUAUCAACAACAUCAGCAACAACAACAACAACAACAGCAGCAGCAGCAACAACAUCAGCAGCAUCAGCGGCAUUCACCACAGCAACAUAACGAUUCACAACAUUUGCAGCAACUGCAAUUACAACAACAACAACCUCAGAAUCAUCUGAACGAGCCACAGCCACAACUGGUACCAAGGCAACAAGCAGCAGCACAACAACAUUUACAUCAGCAACAGCAGAGAGAUUUAAUGGCGUUGAACGGAGGUGGUGGUGGUGGAAGCGGCGGUGGCGGCUCCGGCAACGUCACAGGCACAACUCCCCCUACCGUAGCUGGUGGUGGCACCGUCGCUAGUGGAGGUGGUGUCGUUGGCGUUGCAGGCAAUACUUUAAUUCCGCUUGCAGUUCCUGCGCAGCAUCAGCCGGUUUCAAUUGCAACUGUGACAGCAGCCGCCAUUGCCGCUGCAGCAGCAGGGGUAGGAAUGACUUCCACUAUGGCCACAACGACUCCUGUAACUGUAGGUGGGCUAAGCGUGAGUGUUACGAAUCCUGCUGCGGGCGCUACGGGUAACGUUACUGACUCAAAAUUAGCGCAGUCGUCAUUGCAACAGCAGCAGCAACAACACCAACAACAGCAGCAACAGACACUAAGCUUAACUGGUGGCACCACAGUCACAGCAGCCUCCACAACAACUGCACUAAUACCAAAUGCACCAAACUUGAGCAAAUAUUGGGUAGUUUCGAAUGGGCAAGCGCUUCCUUAUAACAUUUUACCUAACGGUACAAUAAUCACACCGCAUCAGCGACAGCCAACAGCAACUGAGCAACAUACGCAUCCUCAACAACAGGUUCAGCAGCAGCAGCAACAACAACAACAACAACCACAGCAACAAACAAAUGCGUUGCAAAUACAUGCUGCAUUAAACCAAAAUGAUGACAAUCGACAACAACAGCAGCAUGUUUCACAACAGCAACAUGUAGCCGCCGCAGUGCAGCAGGCCCAGCAACCUCAACAGCAGCAACAGCAGCAACAACAAUUAUUACAACGAGAAAAUAUUAAAGAGGAGAAACCAUUUUCAGACAACGGAAAGUUAAAUCAAUCAAUUGUUAUGCAACACGUAAGCGCAGCGGCGUCGUCCGCACCGACGACGUCUGGCGCCACCACCAUUACUUUGGGUGCACCGAAAACCGAAAUAAAAGAGGAUGUUGGAAUGGGCAAACCGCCCCCUGGCAUUGAAAUGUAUAAAGUUAACAUUGAGGACAUCUCACAGCUUUUCACCUAUCACGAAGUUUUUGGUAAAAUUCAUGGCGAUGUCAUGAAUCAGCAAUUGGCCGCACAUGCAGUGCCCAAUGCUGCGCCGCCACCAACACAUGGUAAUGCGAGCAACAAUGCUGCAGUUGCGGCCGUAGUUGCUAGCGCUAAUGCUGCUGCCGCUGCAGCAGCUGCGGCUGCGGCGGCCGCAAAUACAACAAGUGGUGGUGUGGUGGCGCCCACAACAACGACCAAUCUAACGACGGCAAUCAGUACCAGUGGCACAACAACUGCGCCAGCCACCGCUGUAACAGCAACUCCCACAGUGACCGGCGAAUUGUUGAUGCCAAAAAUGGAGGGUGGCCUGCCGGUUGUGGAUCAAACGACAACAAUCACCCUCGCCCCCGAUGGCACACCUAUCGCUACCGGCACGCAUGUCUGCGACAUUUGUGGCAAAAUAUUCCAAUUUCGCUACCAAUUGAUCGUGCAUCGACGAUAUCACAGCGAACGUAAACCAUUCAAUUGUCAGGUGUGUGGUCAGGGUUUCACCACCUCGCAGGAUUUGACGCGGCACGGCAAGAUACACAUCGGUGGACCGAUGUUUACGUGCAUCGUUUGUUUCAAUGUAUUCGCCAACAAUGCCAGUCUCGAACGUCAUAUGAAACGACAUUCAACCGAUAAGCCAUUCGCAUGCACGAUCUGUCAGAAGACUUUUGCACGCAAAGAACAUUUGGAUAAUCAUUUUCGUUCGCAUACGGGCGAGACGCCGUUCCGGUGCCAGUAUUGUGCUAAGACUUUCACACGCAAAGAACACAUGGUGAAUCAUGUGCGUAAACACACGGGUGAGACGCCACAUCGUUGCGAUAUUUGUAAGAAGUCCUUUACGCGCAAGGAACACUAUGUCAACCACUACAUGUGGCACACUGGUCAAACACCACAUCAGUGUGAUGUAUGUGGCAAGAAAUAUACGCGCAAAGAGCACCUAGCCAAUCAUAUGCGUUCACACACUAAUGACACACCAUUCAGAUGUGAGAUUUGCGGCAAGAGUUUCAGUCGCAAGGAGCACUUCACCAAUCACAUUCUCUGGCAUACAGGCGAAACUCCCCAUCGCUGCGAUUUUUGUUCGAAAACGUUUACACGCAAGGAGCAUUUGUUGAAUCAUGUACGCCAACAUACCGGCGAAUCGCCUCAUCGUUGCACCUAUUGUUUGAAAACGUUCACACGUAAGGAACACCUAGUGAACCACAUACGUCAGCACACCGGUGAAACGCCGUUUAAAUGCACCUACUGCACGAAGGCAUUUACGCGUAAAGAUCACAUGGUGAAUCAUAUAAGGCAGCAUACCGGCGAAUCCCCGCACAAGUGCACAUAUUGCACAAAAACAUUCACACGUAAAGAGCAUCUCGUGAAUCAUGUACGCCAGCAUACUGGCGAAUCACCACAUCGCUGCAGCUACUGUAAGAAGACAUUUACCCGGAAGGAACAUUUGACGAAUCAUGUGCGAUUGCAUACGGGCGAUUCGCCGCACAAAUGUGAAUACUGUCAGAAGACAUUCACGCGUAAGGAGCAUCUAAACAAUCAUAUGCGUCAGCACUCCAGCGACAAUCCGCAUUGUUGCAAUGUUUGCAAUAAGCCAUUCACACGCAAGGAGCAUCUGAUUAAUCACAUGUCACGUUGCCACACUGGCGAUCGUCCCUUCGCUUGCGAAACUUGUGGCAAAUCGUUUCCGCUCAAAGGAAAUCUGCUGUUUCAUCAACGCAGUCACACCAAGGGCCAAGAAUGCGAACGUCCGUUUUCAUGCGAGAAAUGUCCCAAAAACUUUAUAUGCAAGGGUCAUCUUGUCUCGCACAUGCGUUCGCACUCGGGUGAAAAACCACACGCCUGCACUCUGUGCAGCAAAGCUUUUGUGGAGCGGGGCAAUUUGAAGCGUCACAUGAAGAUGAACCAUCCUGAUGCGGUAAUGCCACCACCGCCACAGCCGCAUCCACAAAUCCCAGCCGGUAUAUUGACGUCGGUCAAAGAGGAAAUCAAACCAAUAUUUCUUCCUCAUCAAACACCAACAAUGCACACCAUCCAACAGAUUACAUCGGGCGCUGCAGCCGCAAAUGCCGUACAGUUGGCGCCCAGUCUUGUGCCGUUGGUUACCUCAACGAUUACAUCGCACAACAGCCAGAAACCACAGCAACAACAGCAGCAGCAGCAACAACAACAACAACAACAGCAGCAGCAGCAACAGGCACAUCAACAACACCAACAACAAGUGCAACAACAACAGCAGCAGCAAGUGCAGCAACAGCAACAGCAGCAUCAACAACAAUUACAACAACAGCAACUGUUGCAAUUAUCGAUACAACAUCAACAACAGGAACAACAUCGCCAACAUCAGCAACAGCAACAGCAGCAAGCACAUCACCAACAAACACAAGCGCAGGCGCAACAGCAAACGCAUGCGCCACAACCACAAGCGCAGCCACAGCCGCAGCAGCCACCAUCGGUGCCUAUCGCACUAAUACAAACCGAUCCGAGCGUUUUGGCGCGCGCAGCCAUGCAAUUGCAGCACCUGCCAGCUAAUGUUGAGCAGCAUCCGGUGGUUUACUAACAGCAGCAUAAUUUCGCACAUUGGUGAGGCGCGUUAACGGCAGCGUUCAAUAAUAAUAACAACAACAACAACAGCGUUGAUGAAAUUGGUGAUUGCGAUAGAACGGUGCUGAGAUAAAUGCGCGCAAGGCUACAGCUGGUUAAUGCAAUUUCGACUGGUGCUUGGGUAAUGCAGCUGGGUAAUACAACUCGUGGUUAUCGCAAAUGCAGGAGAAGAAAAGCUAUAAAUUAAGAAUGAAAGUUGUAGCAAGUUUGAAGGCAAACAGAAGAACGAAAUAGAGCAAAAAGAAGUAUAAUUUUCUGCACGUAUUUCUAAGUUAAUAGUUUUAGUCGUUUAUUUUACUAUUAACAGUAAGUGCUACAUUAUUGCACGUACAAAAUUAGUAUGCUGCAACUUCUAACUAACAUAUUGACUACAAGAAACGUAGAGUAUGCAAUUAUAAAUACCGUAAUAAUUUUUAAAAAUUAGGCAAACUUGCAUAAAAUAAUUAACACUUUAAUGAAAUUCGAUACGCUGUUUGCUGCUUGGAUUAAGCCUGGCUUAGUGAGUUACUUCUUCCUGCAUUUGUCCUCUUCACGCUAACAGAGUGCAAUCUUCUGUGAAACUUUUUUUUACCAAGCUUUACAUUUUCAAUUUUACUCUUUCGUGCGGUUACUUUGCAUUCAAAGUAUCUCGAAUAGUAGUUUUGUGCAAUAUUGAAAAGAAUUUUCUAAACCGCUACUUUUAAAAUAGCGACAUUUAAUUUAACAUAACCAGUGUAUUUUCAUGCUCACUAACGCAUACUUAUGCUAAGCGGCGCAACAGCGUGUUUGGGUAAAAGCGAUUGGGUGGGGUAGGUAACAAAAGUAGAAAAUCUGCACUGAAAUUGCAGCGUUCAAAAACAAAGAAAAUUUAAAAGCAAAAAAAGCAAAUUCAAAAUUUUGUAAAUUGUAAAUAAUAUUUUAUUUUUGUUAUUGUAAAAUUAGACUUUCCACAGAUUUUUUGUUACUUUUCAAUUACUUUAAAAGUUUUGUUUAUGGAGUUAUAAACUACAAUAUUAAAGGUGUUACACUUUAUAUCUUGAACUAAACAUAUAGAGAAAAUUGGACAUAAAUAUUUUUAAAGCUUCGCAGUUAUUGUAACAGUCGCAAUUACUGUUAAGAUUGGUGUGAUGUGAACAUAUUUAUUUUUGAAAUUUGUUAUCCUGUUUCUUUUUUUUUUUUUGGAAAUUAAUUUAAUUGUUUUUUAGUUGCAUAAACAGUUACUAUACAUAUUUAAGAUUUGGUCGAAUAUAAAUCUGAGUUAUUACGGUAUCAUAGACCCGGUGUAAUUUGUAAAUUUUUAGUGAAUACUGCUGGAGUGACAGUCCCUGGUCGGAUAUACCGUCGAGUUAACCUAAUUCUUGAUUUUGUUAUAACAGCAGGAAACAUUUCUCAUAAAUUUUUGGUGAAUACUGCUGGAGUGACAGUCCCUGGACGGAUAUAAUUAAUGCGGGUUGUCCCGGUGACGUAGAACAGACUGUCGUGGGAACGUAGACCUAAUUAUUGUUUUUGUUAUAACAGCAGAAAACAUUCGCUAUAUAUUUUCGGUGAGUACUGCUGAAGUGACAGGCCUUGGCCGUAUAUAAAUACGGAUCGUUCUGGUAACGUAGAAUAGACUGUCAUGGUUUAGCUCCGUACGCCCAGCAGUUUCGUACCCAAUUGUGUUUAGAAGCUCCGAAUACAAUUCGUGCCAUCUAACUUGUAUAUACAAUUUGUAGGUACAUACAUACAUGAACAUAUAUUCGCGGUAACGCUGAUAGUUACAUAUAUAAAUCAAAAGUAUUUAGAAAAUACUUUGAAAUCUCUACUACCACCUACAUACAUAUGUAUAUCAAAUGUAUUUGAAAAAUACUUUAAACUCUUUUUACUAUCACCCAUAUCGAAUUGUCGGCUUUGCGUUCCUUUUGGGUCCAAUCGCUUUUACCCUUAAGCUAUUAUUUAUUUUUCCCCAAUUCUUAGUUUUUACUGACUUUCUGCAGCUAAAGUGGUUCGAAUUACUCUGUGACAACCAUUUUAUAAACAAUCUAUGAUAUAUUAUAUAUUAAAGAUUUAAAAAAUAGUUAACCUGUAAGAGGUACGCUGUAUUAUUCGCAUUUUAGAAGUAAAUAAAAUUAAGUGACUGAAGAGACAUUAAUAGAAAUGGAAUAAAUCUAUUAAGGUUUUACUUCAUUUUAAUUUAUAUUUUAUUUGGAUAGCGAAGAAAGAAAAACAUAAAGAAAUAAUUUUAUGUGUAGUAGAGAGUGGCUUUAUACGUAGAAUAUGCAACAAUGUGUAAACUAAAAUUAAGCGAUUCAAAAAAUUCGGUAUUAUUAUUGAUGAUGAGGGAAAAGGCAAA